CUGGCCCCGGCUCCUCCCGCCGGCCGCCCCCUUAUAAAACGGCGGUGCCGGCCGACACCUCACCACUUCUGCUGCCUGGAGCACCGCCGGACUCGUCAUGAAGCUGGCCAUCCUCGCCUGUCUGUUGGCUGUCGUCGCGGCGCGGCCGCAGGAUGCGGUUGCUAACCGCGUUCGCGACCGGGAGGCCCAAAUCCUCACCUUCAAGAAUGAAAACAAGGAGGACGGAAGCAACGAGAACUCGUACACGGCUGACAACGGCAUCAGUCACGACGAGACGAUCGAGCUGAAGGAAGUGCAGGCGACCGACGAGGACGGCAACAUCGUCACGCGCGUGGUGCCCUUCUACACAGGCGUAUUCAGCUUCCCACUGGACGACGGCACGUUCGUCAAGAGGCGCUACUUCACCGACGACACGGGUCUGCACAUCGAGGCCGAUGACCUGCCCCAGGCCCCUGUCGAUCCCCAGGCACCUGUGCUGUGAUUUAUGUUGCCCCAACCAUUCUGCUUGGCGUCCUGGCCUUGCUUUAUGAACUCAUCGCCGUUUUAGCGCUCAUACUGGAGUGGACUGGCCCCGCAGAUAGGAGCAGUCAAUACAUAACGACAUAGUC
Pollicipes pollicipes is the source of this 608-nucleotide messenger RNA. Its product is annotated as cuticle protein AM/CP1114. The transcript has 4 exons. NCBI's taxonomy places the organism in Eukaryota, Metazoa, Arthropoda, Thecostraca, Pollicipedomorpha, Pollicipedidae. The record is from RefSeq and is a predicted model, not a curated record. Bases 98 to 481 code for a protein of 127 amino acids.